Molecule: messenger RNA, 1320 nt
Organism: Tilletiopsis washingtonensis
Lineage: Eukaryota; Fungi; Basidiomycota; Exobasidiomycetes; Entylomatales
Product: CRAL/TRIO domain-containing protein
Exons: 6
Source: RefSeq, a predicted model, not a curated record
CCUCGUCCGGGACAUCCGGGAAACCUGAGCACCGCUCAGGCUGCGGCGCUGCGCACAUUCGAGGAGCAGCUGCGCUCUGUUGGCGCGCUGCCUAUAGAGGCGCGCCCAUUCCCUCAAGCAAGCGGCCGCUCACCCAGGUCCUGCGACCUUAGACGCUUCCUGCGCGCUCGGCAGUGGUCGGUGUCUGGUGCCGUGGAGAUGUAUCAGGCCACGCAGCAGUGGCGAGCCUCGGUCUCGCUGCCGAGCCUUGUCGAUCCGUCAUCGCCCGGCUACUUCGACUUCCACGAGGUCGAAGCAGUGGCGCGUGCGGGCUGGUCGAUGUACUUCCACGGCAUCGACAAGCUCGGCCGGCCCAUCUUCGUACAAGGCCUGGCGGGACUCGACACGACGAAGCUGCUGCAGGCCACGACGCAGGAGCGCAUCACGCUCAACUUUGCCUGCACGCUCGAAACUGCCUGCCAGAGCCGGUAUCGCGCAGCCACGCUGGCCAGGCGUGCCAAGGGCGACACUGAGGCGCUGAUCGACGGUGAGGGCCCAUGGCUGCCUCUUCCACGCGCCUUGCUCACGCUCGCACCAGACAACUUCAUGAUCGUCGACAUCGGAGGCCUAGGCAUGGGCACAUUCUGGGCGUUCAAGACGCAGUUGCAAGGCUUGCUUGCCUGUCUUGACGCCAACUUUCCCGAACUGAGCGGCCGGGUCCAGAUCAUCAACGCUCCGUGGCUGUUCAGCAGCAUCUGGUCGUACCUCAAGGGCUGGUUGCCCGUUGGCACCGUGGACAAGAUUGACAUCCAGGGUGCGGACUAUGCGGCCACCCUUCUGCAGUACAUCGAGCCGUCCGAGCUGCCGGCCGCCCUCGGAGGAUCAUGCAAGUGCCCUGGCAGCUGCACUCGAAGCGACGCAGGCCCCUGGCAACACGCACUGAAGGCAAAUGCGACAGCGGCCCUGCCUGCUGAUGCACAGCCGCGGCAGCCCUCCCCAUCGCUAGCCAGCAGCGAGACCGAUGCCGACACGAAGCACGCCGACCCGCAACCCUCGUCCGGCGUGCACGUGGAGGACGGUAGUGGUCUGCAGCCGAAUGGCGGCCCAAAAGGCGAUCCGGCACCGCCUGCAGAGGCGCCCGUCGCCAUCGAGGUGACCGCACCCAAGUCAUAGACGAGCACGCGGCGUUGGUCCGACCCAUCUCCACCCAACAUUCUUCCGCCUCCUCACGCUCCGCCGCACUUAGAACUACCAUGACAUUCAGGCUGCGCUCGGACCGAUGGGUCGAAGAGAACACGUUGGCGAGGCGAAGGGGAGGCGUCGGCGCGGCUCGGACUAGCU